Mizuhopecten yessoensis (Yesso scallop) is the source of this 1183-nucleotide messenger RNA. Its product is annotated as 39S ribosomal protein L39, mitochondrial-like. Gene Ontology annotation, biological process: threonyl-tRNA aminoacylation. Bases 95 to 1108 code for a protein of 337 amino acids. NCBI's taxonomy places the organism in Eukaryota, Metazoa, Mollusca, Bivalvia, Pectinida, Pectinidae. Gene Ontology annotation, molecular function: threonine-tRNA ligase activity; nucleotide binding. Gene Ontology annotation, cellular component: mitochondrion. The record is from RefSeq and is a predicted model, not a curated record. The transcript is spliced from 9 exons.
UGAGACUGCAAGCGUGCUAUUAACAUCGAACAUGAUAUUUUUUACAUGUGUGAACGAUCGACAUUGAAUUCAACUUGUGUACAUCUUGUUGAAGAUGUCUAUUCGGAAACUUUGCACGAACAGAUUUAUUAACCCGUUGGAUAAAACGUUUUGUAGAUAUUAUUCUGAAAGAAAGCUGACAAAUGCUGAAAUAAGGAAGAAAAGAAAUGCACUGUUUGAGGAAGAAAAGGCUCGUCAGCUAUCGCUGGUGACGCGGAUUGAGAAGAUAGAGGUCAAAUACGGAGGCCAUCCCGAACCAUGCACACUCGUCAUGAACAAAGGAUUGUCAACUCCUUACCACUGCACCAUGCACAUGCAGGAACUGUUAAUGGAGCGUUCUGUGGUGGCGAAAGUCAACGGCAAACUGUGGGAUAUGCAUCGCCCCCUGGAGGAAGAUUGUACAUUAGAACUCUUACACUUCUUGGAAGAGGCUCCUUUUGAUAGCAAUGACACAUUUUGGCGGUCCAUGUCGUUUGUCUUGGGACAUAUUUUAGAGACGGGGUUCAAAGACAGUAUCAUGGUGGACCUGUGUUCAUUUCCUCGUCCCAAUGUUAGAAGCGGAAGUUUUGUAUAUGAUGCUAAUCUCGGCACGGCUACCACAGACUACACUAUAAACGAGAGUGUACUAAGAGGCUUGAGUGCUAUCGGAUAUCGACUGGGUUCACAAAACCUUCCACUGGAACCUCUCUACAUCGACAUAUCAAUAGCAGAGAAGAUGUUUGAGGAUAACAAAUAUAAGUUUCAACAGCUCAAGAGUGUGGCAUCACGGUCUGUAAGCAAAUCAAAAGUGAAAGUGUACCGCAUGGGCGACCACAUCGACAUGAGUAGUGGACCACUGAUGGCAUCGUCUUCACACAUCGGUGCAUACAGGGUCACAGGGAUUCACCCCAUCGCCAGUGGUUACGGGCAAUUGCACAGAGUCCAGGGAUUGGCCAUACCAAAAGUUCUGAAGCUGCAUUACUGGGCUGUUGACCAACUUACUGAACGAGCUUCAAAAUUGAAUGUUCAGGCAGCCCUUCCAUACAUUCGUAAAAAUAAAGUCGUAACUGAAGCGAUAGCCAAGGAAUAGAAUGUGUAUUUGUGACAUUUGUUGUUAAUUUGAAUUAGCAAGUUUAUUAAACUGACAUAUAUGUAAAUGGAAAAA